Messenger RNA from Symbiodinium sp. CCMP2456, 2877 nucleotides. The record is from the annotation of a GenBank genome assembly. Lineage: Eukaryota; Dinophyceae; Suessiales; Symbiodiniaceae.
AUGAGUCUGUCGCAUCUGAAGAUAACUGAGAUCACUGUCAACUCCGUGAUCAGCGCCUGCGAGAAGGGCUUGCAGUGGCAGCGGGCAGAGUCGUUGCUGUUCAUUCGCCCACCAGGCUAUGGAUCAGGGCAGCUACCCAUAGCAGCCGAUACCUUCGCGUACAACUCUGUGAUGAGUGCCUAUGAGGAGUGCAGCCUUUGGAUGCAAGGGCUCCGCGCCCUGUCAUUGAUGUCCAGCAAGCACGUCCGGGCCGACGUGGUGACUUUUACUUCGUCCAUCGGUGCGUGUGAGUGGGAGCACUCCUAUGAGCUGUUGCACGUCAUGCCUGGACAUCGCAUCGUUCCCAACGUGGUGGCCAUGAGCUCUGCAAUCAGCUCAGCAGAGAAAGGUGAUCAAUGGGAGCUUGCACUUUGCACUCUGGCGCUCAUGUUGAAGCUGAAGGUUUCCGCAAACGAUGUGAGCUUCAACAGUGCCAUCAUCGCAUGUGCUCGCAGUGGGAAAUGGGAGCUGGCCCUCCACAUACUCGACAAGAUGAUGGACGUACAUCUGGCACCUGACUUGUUCACAGGCACCUCGACUGUCUGGGCCCUGGAAACAACGGGGGAGUGGCAGCAAGCGCUCGAUUUUCUGAGAUGCAUGCCUCAGACCCGCGCGAAGCCCAACGUUUUCGGUUGUGCCUCCGAUGUCAACAUCUGCGAACGUGACGGUGAUUGGCAGAAGGGCUUGCGGUUGAUUAACAUCUUGUCACAGGAAGUGAGAAACUUCAUCUCGCGUCGUCUUGACUUGGCUGGACUUCUGGGAGCGUUUCAGGCAACUGCCCAUUUGUGGGAGCUCUUCCAGCAGUGGAGUAGGACCGCUUCCAAGAAGCCGAAAGGACUCGAGGCUCCAGCGGAUGGCCAGUCUGGCUUCGGCUCUGCAGGUAUGGUUUUCCCGACUACUACCCGAGCUUCCACCCUGGGUACAGCAAAGUGCCUCCCAUUUCCACAGAGGGCAGAGGUGCAAUCCAUGGGAUCGCGGACGGCGAGGGGCGGUGAGGAAACCCUUCUCAACUUUAUCAACCGGAGGAGUGGCAAAGCAGGUCCUUUGAAUCAGUUGGUGCACCGCAAUUUGACAAGGCGGAUGCUUCCGGUGCAAGAUGCUUCGCAGGCCGUAGCUGAAGUCAAAUCCAUCAAUGAGUUUACCGACUCAUUGGCCAAAGCUUUGGCGGAAGGUGACGGCAUCCCAUCCAAGGAGCUGACCCGCGAGCUGCUGGCGGACGGCCUGCGACGGGCCUUGGAGAUCGGAGGCGAGGUUUGCAAGAAGCGCUUCUUGGAGACACUAGCUGCCAAUAUCCACAAGUUCGCUCUGCAGGAGCAGUAUUCGCUCUCCCGCGUGUACCCCGUUGAGAUCAGCUCCGAGUAUCGAAAUCUUCAGUCCUUCUUCAUCGAGUCUGCGACAGAAGGAGACGCCGAGGCCUUCAACGGUACCGCCGGCACGUCGGACCCUCCGGCGCUGUCAGAGUUGCGGAGGCGACUCGGUGCGCUGCCCCAGAAGCCUGGGCCGACCUCAGAGGAGCUGGUGCACAAGUUCAAGGAGGAGCAAACCACUUCAGCUUUGAAGGCCAUCGACGUGAGGGCCCGCGCGGCAUUCUUCGCGGAAGUUCGCCUGAACCUCUUCAGGUUUUCGGAGACGGCGCAGAAAGAGCUUGUUGAGACCUUCACAGACCUAAAGGCUGAAGUGGUGAAGUUGGUGGACUCGACGACACAGGAAGUUGCGGCUUGGCUCGAUGAGGAGCGCGUCGCUGUGGCCUGGCGCAACCAGGCGAAGCAGGCGACGCUUCUGGCGCAGGUGAAGGCGCUCUUCCAGGCCGUUCAGAGCCCACCGUUUCAAGCCACCUUUCGCCACUUGACUGGUGGGGCGAAGCGCGCAAAGGAGGCCUUCCUUCUCCAAGCGGCGCUUUGCCUGAAAAAGGGCAGCCAGAACAACUACUGGGACCAGCCGGAGCUCAGUGAGCUUGCUGGGAAGCUGCGGAGAUCUUUCUUUUAUGUCGAGGGCUACGGGGAGCUGAUGGACGACUGGCUGCAGAGUCGUGUCAAGAAGCUGAAUGAGGACUUCCUGCAACGCGCCGUGGCAAUGCUUGGGAACAGCCUGCCAGCAGUGCUGACUCGGCUGCGGCAGAUUUUCAGGCCUGGCCGCUGGAUAUUCCUCUGCGACCCGAGAUUGGAGAGUGACUUGAUCAACUUGUUCGAUGAGGACACGUUCCCGCGCCACGUGUUAACAUCCACCACCAUCACCCAAGUACUGGAACGAGUGCCAGCUUUGGGUGGAGACGAUUUCCACAUCUACAACGACAUCGUUCGGUCACCACCGCUGCAGGCGCCCCUCUCCAGCGGGCCCAUGGAUCUCAUCGAGUCGGCGCUGAUGGAGGUCUUACGCCGGCUUCCGGGCUUCCCUCCGCUGCUGCGUCUGCCGGGACCGGGCCACUACCGAUUCGGCCGUGUGGAGGUGCUCUUCCAGCUGGCCGGCACGGACCUCGCGGCACGAGUCCUCUCAUCUCCAAACGCAGCCCCAAUGCCAGAGGUCCUGAGAGCAGUGGAUUUCUUCGUGCAGUUUGGUCCGCAAGAAUUCCCGAAUGCAGCGGUCGAAGCCGUCCAGAGCUCCGACUCCAUGCACCUCUGCCCAACCACCGGCAUCCAGGAUGUCGGAGCGCCUCUAGCCGCUCCAGGGCUCAUACGGCCGCCCAUGAGCUUUGCUGUGCCACCCCCCGGGCCCCCCACUCAGCCUCUGAUAGCUCCGAUGGCUGUGGCCGGCAUGGCUGUGGGCUUGGCUCCACCCGCCCCGGUGCCCAUGAUCCCCUUCGUGCGCCCUAAGUUCGGAAUCGACGACGAUGAGAUCUAG